AUGACGCUCUCAUUGAGUAGACGAGACCAUCUCAUGCGGCGCACUAUACCACCGGUAGCGGGAGCACUCACUGGAGCCCGCAGCUCCACUUGCCUCAAGCUCUCCGGUAGUAUAUCGUCGUCACUCUGCUACUGGCAGGAGCCAAGAAAGCAAAAGUUUUACCGCGUGUUAACCUUAGUGAUGAGUUAUUCAAGCCUUGGCGAUCGACGUCUCAUGGGUUUCGAUAAAACCUCAAAAUUAUCAUUUAUUAACAGUAAAAUAAUAUUUUACUUCGGUCCAUGGGUCAUUGUCUCUCAACUUAUCUACCUUUAUGUCAAUUACAGUGACCUCAAUUUCGAUAUAUUGGGGAUAAUUUUCUCGAUAUUUCCAGCUUCAUUAUUGUCUAAUGUAAGUUACCUAUUAACCCUGGAGUGGGCACGCUAUGAUCAUUUUGCCGCCCUCACCAACAAUACAUUGAAAAGCUAUAAGCGACUUAUCAAAUCACUAUUUACAGAAAUUCAUUUGUACACUGUAUACAAAGAUAAUAAAACCGAGUUUGUAAAACGUAUACUUCUAAAAUCUGAACGCUACACUCGCUGGACAACCUACUAUUUAGCAUUUUUCUUCAUCAUCAGCUGGAUAGGAUGGAUAUCCAUAACAGCAGUGAACAAUUACAACAACAAAGAGCUUGUGGCCAACCGCACUGCGAGACUUCAGACUUGCGUUUUCUUAUGGUUACCCCUAGACUAUAGUUACGAUUUUCGUAAUUGGUGCGUCAUUCAUGCCAUCAAUAUUCAUAUAGUCUGGUGUGCCGUUACCUUAAUGGCUACGUUUCAAUCUCUUAGUAACAUUUUUAUUUUCAAUAUCAUCGGACAUAUUCAGAUUUUAAAAAAUAUGAUGAGAACAGAUUUCAAUGAGGAUUUGAGUGACGAGGAAGUCCAUAAACGGCUUGUAAAAAUUAUUAAGUAUUACUCUUUCAUAACGCGCGUAUUUAAAGAAGUUCAAAACGCGUUUGGGUUUAAUGUGAUGGCAAAUUACGCACAAAAUCUUUUCGGAAACAGUAUUGUCUUAUAUCAACUUAUGUACGGGGGCAGAGAAAAUAAGAUGUUAUAUACCACAAUGAUUAUGGCUUACACCGGUGGACCAAUUUUGAUGUCAUUUGUGCUCGAGGAAGUCAAAAAAGAGGCUGAAGAUCUACCAGAAGUUGUAUACAGUAUGCCAUGGGAAAAGAUGUCGGUGCAAAAUCAGAAAACGGUACUACUAAUUUUACAACGCGUGCAGAGUGUCUUCGAAUUUGUGGCACUUGGUAUAUUGACUGCCGGAGUUAAGCCUAUGGUCUCGAUAUUGAAAACCACAUUUUCAUAUUACGUAAUGCUGGAAAACACAAUGUCUGUGAAAUCAUAA
Messenger RNA from Bicyclus anynana (squinting bush brown), 1383 nucleotides. RefSeq lists its product as uncharacterized. Gene Ontology annotation, cellular component: plasma membrane. Gene Ontology annotation, molecular function: odorant binding; olfactory receptor activity. Bases 1 to 1383 code for a protein of 460 amino acids. NCBI's taxonomy places the organism in Eukaryota, Metazoa, Arthropoda, Insecta, Lepidoptera, Nymphalidae. The transcript is spliced from 8 exons. The record is from RefSeq and is a predicted model, not a curated record. Gene Ontology annotation, biological process: detection of chemical stimulus involved in sensory perception of smell; sensory perception of smell.